UGCCACGGGUACCCAGCCUGUCGCUAAACUUUCCCCGCGCCGGCCCAGCUCUGAGUCGCACUUCUCGGCGGAGUGUCCCAGGGACGGAGGACCCAGGCUGGCUGCGGACUGUCUGCUCCUCUCGGCGGGAUCCGUGGAGAGUCCUUUCCCUGGAAUCCAAGCCCUAACCGUCUCCCCAGCCCUACUCGGCGAGGAGCGGAGCGCUGCCAGCCGAGGCAGCGCCUUCCUGAAGCAGUUGAUCUUUGGACGAAUUUCUUUAAAGGAAAAAGCAACCAACAGGUUGCCAGCCCCGGCGCCACACACGAGACGCCAAAGGGAGAAGCCCCGGCCCGGAUUCCGCCUGCGUGGGUCCCUCGCGGGCUGCUGGAGGGGAGGGGAGGGAGGGGGCGAUGGCUCGGCCUGACCCGUCCGCGCCGCCGUCUCUGCUGCUGCUGCUCCUGGCGCAGCUGGCGGGCCGGGCGACCGCCGCAUCCAAGGCCCCGGUGUGCCAAGAAAUCACGGUGCCCAUGUGCCGCGGCAUCGGCUACAACCUGACGCACAUGCCCAACCAGUUCAACCACGACACGCAGGACGAGGCGGGCCUGGAGGUGCACCAGUUCUGGCCGCUGGUGGAGAUCCACUGUUCGCCGGACCUGCGCUUCUUCCUGUGCUCCAUGUACACGCCCAUCUGCCUGCCCGACUAUCACAAGCCGCUACCGCCCUGCCGCUCGGUGUGCGAGCGCGCCAAGGCCGGCUGCUCGCCGCUCAUGCGCCAGUACGGCUUCGCUUGGCCCGAGCGCAUGAGCUGCGACCGCCUCCCGGUGCUGGGCCGCGACGCCGAGGUCCUGUGCAUGGAUUACAACCGCAGCGAGGCCACCACGGCUCCCCCCAGGGCCUUCCCAGCCAAGCCCACACUUCCAGGCCCACCAGGGGCGCCGGCCUCAGGGGGCGAAUGCCCCGCUGGGGGCCCGUCUGUGUGCAAGUGUCGCGAUCCCUUCGUGCCGAUCCUGAAGGAGUCACACCCGCUCUACAACAAGGUGCGGACGGGGCAGGUGCCCAACUGCGCGGUACCCUGCUACCAGCCGUCCUUCAGUUCCGAUGAGCGCACGUUCGCCACCUUCUGGAUCGGCCUGUGGUCGGUGCUGUGCUUCAUCUCCACGUCCACCACAGUGGCCACGUUCCUCAUCGACAUGGAACGCUUCCGCUAUCCUGAGCGCCCCAUCAUCUUCCUGUCCGCCUGUUACCUAUGCGUGUCGCUGGGCUUCCUAGUUCGCCUGGUCGUGGGCCAUGCCAGCGUGGCCUGCAGCCGUGAGCACAACCACAUCCACUACGAGACCACGGGCCCUGCGCUGUGCACCAUUGUCUUCCUCCUGGUCUACUUCUUCGGCAUGGCCAGCUCCAUCUGGUGGGUCAUCCUGUCGCUCACCUGGUUCCUGGCAGCCGGCAUGAAGUGGGGCAAUGAGGCCAUCGCGGGCUACGCGCAGUACUUCCACCUGGCUGCGUGGCUCAUCCCCAGCGUCAAAUCCAUCACGGCGCUGGCGCUGAGCUCCGUGGACGGGGACCCGGUGGCUGGCAUCUGCUACGUGGGCAACCAGAACCUGAACUCGCUGCGCGGCUUCGUGCUGGGCCCGCUGGUGCUCUACCUGUUGGUGGGCACGCUCUUCCUGCUGGCGGGCUUUGUGUCGCUCUUCCGCAUCCGUAGCGUCAUCAAGCAGGGCGGCACCAAGACGGACAAGCUGGAGAAGCUCAUGAUCCGCAUCGGCAUCUUCACGCUGCUCUACACGGUGCCCGCCAGCAUCGUGGUGGCCUGCUACCUGUACGAGCAGCACUAUCGCGAGAGCUGGGAGGCGGCGCUCACCUGUGCCUGCCCGGCCCCCGACGCCGGCCAGCCGCGCGCCAAGCCCGAGUACUGGGUGCUCAUGCUCAAGUACUUCAUGUGCCUGGUGGUGGGCAUCACGUCGGGUGUCUGGAUCUGGUCGGGCAAGACGGUGGAGUCGUGGCGGCGUUUCACCAGCCGCUGCUGCUGCCGCCCGCGGCGCGGCCACAAGAGCGGGGGCGCCAUGGCCGCCGGGGACUACCCCGAGGCCAGCGCGGCACUCACGGGCAGGACCGGGCCGCCGGGCCCCGCCGCCGCCUACCACAAACAGGUGUCCCUGUCGCACGUGUAGGAGGGACCCGGCCGGAGAGCUGAGGGGAGGGGGGCGUUUUGUUUGGUAGCUUUGCCAAGGUCACUUCCGUUUACCUUCAUGGUGCUGUUGCCCCCUCCCGCGGCGACUUGGAGAGAGGGAAGUUCUUUUCCGGGAAGAACUUGUCCCAAGUCUUCUCCAAGAGGCCCAGCUCACGAGUAUUCUAUUUGCAUUUCUUACUGCCUUCUUUAUGGGAACCUUCUUUUUAAUUUAUAUGUAUUUUUCUUUGUAACUUUGUUGCAUUUUGGCAACAAAAUUUACCUUUGCUUUGGGGGCUUUACAAUCCUGAGAUUGGCCUUGUCAUGAAGUUCCACUUAGUUCAGGUUUCUUUGAACUGUGUGUUCUCAAUUGGGAAAAUAUAUUUCCUAUACGUGUGUCUUUUUAAAAAAAAAAAAUGUGAACAGUGAACGUCGGUUGCUGUGACUGGGAAGUUGUUGCGUGUGCUUUUUCAGCUAGCUUCUCCUGCCACUGCUUGAAGUGUCCAUGAUUCUUUCAGGUGAGCUGCAGUUUAUAGCCCCAGGUCAUACCUAGGGGUGCGCAUGUGCUUAGGCCCUCCCCAAAGUGAGAAGGUUAGGAAGUACUUAGCGAUUUUGUGUUCAUUUUUAGCUUUGUUUAUAGAGGGAGGUUCAGUUUCUUUUCUGUAGUGCUUGUAAUAAUUCUCACUCCUAACCUCACCAUCGUUAUGUCUCCAAUAAGUUAGAGGUAGCAUUAUAGAGAAUCUGGCAUAAAUAUUUGCAGUCGUGAGACCCAAAGCGAUGGUUAUUGGUGGAGCUUGAAUUCUAGGCUGGAGAGUUGGCAGCUUUGUGCCUGAGAGGGAGUGGGUGGUUUUAGGCUUCAGUGAUUCCCCCCACCUUUUUUUUUAAGGAACUUGUGUUAUAAUUUUGGUAAAAAUAUAAACCCACUCCCUCUGGACAGUACUUAAUGGUAGUUGCUAAAGGGGGCUCCUUUUUAAAUACAAGGACUAAAAUGGAUGUACUUCCAAUAAUUAAAUUUCUAACACUUGCCGUACCCUCUCAACGCCCCCUUUAUCAUGUUAAACAGUCUUUUCUGCCUUUUUCUUAUUCCUCCUCUCCUGGAGAGCUGUGAUUAGAAACCACACCCACCCUUGAGUGAAAUGCUUGAACUGGGAGAGGGAGACUGGCUACCUGUGAACAAACAUUGGCCCAAAUAAGGGAAAAUAAGUGUCGCUGGACUUUGGACUAGUUUAUAGCCAAAUAGUCCAAAAGCAGCAAGAUGUUGCUCUCUGCCCUCUCUGAAAACAAAUGAGACCCAUAACAUGCUUGCACAACCUUUUAAAAUAUAGAUCAGUGUUUUGCUACCUCUAUAGUUUUCUGAGAAAGCCUGUAUGCUGAUGAACACACACACACUUCUUGGCAAUUGGUUUGCUUUACUAAUCUGUUUAACCAUGCCUUCAUUCAUUAUGAAAGCCUAUAUAUUGAUGAACACACACACACAGGUUUCUUUGCUGUUAGAAAAUUCUGUUUGCUUUUCUAAUCUGUUUAAGCAUUUAUUCAUGAAGAGUGUGGGGCCAUUAAUGGGGAAGGGGGUGACAGUGCCUCAGCCAACAAAAUUCCAGUGACCAGGACUGGGGACUAAAUUUAGGAAGCUAAAAUAGCCAGAGCAAUUAACAUUUGAGAAAGCCUGUCUAGGAAAACAACUGGAGUCUAGGCAUGUGUAAUUCACUUCUACCAAAGUUGGAAAAGUAAAAUUUAAGCCUAGGUCAGUUUUUACUUCAUGGACGUUAAUUUGACAAAUGCGUAGUUCCCAGAGGGUAUUGAAACACUUUACUGGUGGGAAGAAACCUAGUAUUAAGUUUUAAGGACUCUCAAAAACAUUUAUUAAAAUGCACUGCUCUUACCCAACUUAUCCUCCAAAUCAAAAUUAAAAUUUCAAUGGAUUCUACAAAAUCUCCUACAAAUAGCUACAGAACUUUUUGUGCCUAUUUUAUUCCUCUAUUUAUUCUUCUAGGAAGAAGCCUCUUCCUAGAAUCUUGAAAUAGAUCCCUUGACUGAAUGCCAAUUCCUCUCCUGUUUUUCAAAUGAGAGAAUCUUUUCUGAUCACCUUGACCUUUUCCCUCGUUUCCUAUGUCUUCCCAGAAAGCACACAGACUGCUCUGCUGCCUUCAGUCAUUGUGCCUAAUUUGGGUUCCCCCUCCUUUUCUUUGUAGAGAAAUCUAGAAAUGAUGUGCAGUGUAUUCAAAAGCUGUGGGACGAAGUGGGUGAAAGUGAUUUAAUUCAGUUUUGAAUUUUUUGUUUGUUUUAGCAACAUGCUGAACAACUAAUUUACUUUAAAAAAUAAGCCAAUUAAAAUAAAGGAUGCUAAGCCUAAGGGGAGGCAACUUAAGUCAUGAUCUUGGGGGUCUAAUUCCAGACCAACUUUCAGAGGCACUUCUUUGUCUCUGUUCUCACCUCUGCUGUCUCUCUCUUCCUUUAUCCCCUAAGAGAGGCAAAGAUAAAAGCCCACCUGCUUCCCUAAGUCUUACUGAUAUCAGCCACCCCAGGGGAGAGAAACUGGAUCUACUUAUGGCCACCCCCUGUUUCCAUCCAUAUACUUAUUUCCCCCAAUUUGCAUAUGAUUAUGGAAACAAGACAUGCUCAUGAAAACAACUGUAAAAAGGUUAUGGAGUAGUUCAGCAACUUGGUCACAGCCAGCUUUGAGAAGCUGGGGCAGACUUAGGGCCCAGUUGAGUCUCAUGUACAGCUUCAGGGCUGUCCCUUUAAGGUUUUUUUUUUUUUUUUUGAGAUGCAGUUUUGCUCUUGUUGUCCAGGCUGAAGUGCAAUGGCACAAUCUCAGCUCACCGCAACCUCCGCCUCCCGGGUUCAAGUGAUUCUCUUGCCUCAGCCUCCCAAGUAGCUGGGAGUAUAGGUAUGCACCACUACAUCGGCUAAUUUUUUGUAUUUUUAUUAGAGACAGGGUUUCACCAUGUUGGUCAGGCUGGUCUCAAACUCCUGACCUCAUGAUCUGCCUGCCUUGGCCUCCCAAAGUGCUGGGGUUACAAGCGUGAGCCACUGUGCCCAGCUCAGUUUGAUUUUAAGCAAUGCCUCACUUAAUAGUUUAGGGGGUGAGGAUUCGAUUCACGUAGUUGUCUGAAGGGACUAAUGGGACCUCUCAGUGAAUCAGCUGGCCAGAUUUGAGGAAAUCUUUAAUUUCUAUGAUUUCCCUUCUCACAUUUUGAAAUGGUCAAAUUGGCUGGAAACAAUUUUCUUGGUGCCUUAUUGGUUUAUCCUUGCAAACCUUUGUCAUAUUUUCUCAUGACUAUUGCCAGUGACCAAGGCCCAUGUGUGUUGUGUGUAAUUGUGCACAUGUCCAAGCUUAAAUAAUGUGCCAACAGCACUGUUUCAAAGUUGGUAUUCAUUAGGCUGUUUCCCCCUGGGCUGUACUAAUCCUGACGCUGGCUGCCAGGAGAAAACGUUAUGGAUCACACACCGAACCUUAAUAACAGCAUCCGUGACCUGCACUCUCCAGUACAGAAUGGGAACCCCAGAGCUAGGAAAUGUAGUUUUAUAUUUUAAUGAACUGCUACCCCUGCCAAAGAAGCUUCUUUCACUUUUGUGCUCUACAGAAAGCCCAAGGGGGGUAGGAGGGACAAAGCUUUGAGUAACUGCUUUCUAACACCAAAUGCGGCCAACAGGACAGAGCACAUCACACAUGCAGGCAGGUGUGAGGGACAGUGGCUAAGAAUUGCCCGCUCCCUCUGCCUGCUCUUGUUUCCAAAGUCCAAUCAGGUGAUCCCGGCAAAGAAAGCUGUCUAGGUUGGGGAGGGUCAUUCUGAAAGAACUGCCAAGACAUUAAAGAAGGGUGAAGGGUAGGCAGAAUAGAAGUAGCUAACCCGAGUCAAGACUUUCAAAGGCUUCUUGCAACCUGAUGAUAAUUGCAGGAUUUAUUUCAGGAUAGUGUCUGUCUGUGGGUACAUCAUUUUAAGACCAUAUGAUUUCAUGUUGUUACAAACUGUGUGUAUAGUAUGUAUGUUUUGUGGGUGUGUAUAUACAUAAUAUAUAUUAUAUAUAGGAAAGAUUUGGUGACUUUUGAUACGGGUUUGGUGCAGGUGAAUUUAUUACUGAGCCAAAUGAGGCACAUACCGAGUCAGUAGUUCGAGUCCAGGGCAUUUAAUACUUUUUCUGAUUUCCAUGUAUGUAUAGUGCCUAUCCCAUGCAGUAGUCACUGUCAUGUUAAAUCCAAAUGUUACACAUCAGAGCCAGCGAUAUUUUAUUUGUAGACAAUCAAUUUGAAUCCAUAAAUUAUGACUGGCAGAUGAUACAUGAUUACAAUUCUGAAUCUGUAACACUUACAAAAGGAAACCCAGAGCCGCUGGAUGAGUUUUUGUUUCUGCUUUGUUCCUGGGAGUCAGUAGAAACAGCAGUUAUAUGUGGUUAUGUUAGUCUCAAGAUACUUCAUUUGUUGACCUUACUUCAGAAAAAUUUUGUAUGUAUUAUAUUUGUGGGAAGGUAAAAUAAUGGUUUGAGAUUUUUAUCAAAUACGAAGAUUAGUUAUUUAUGAAAAACAAAGAAAUGUCUAUUUUUCUUUGUUCCCAAUUAAUGUAGAUAAAUUUUAAAAUGCAUUAAAGUAAUGGUAAAGACAAUACAAAGGUGCUGUAGA
Callithrix jacchus (white-tufted-ear marmoset) is the source of this 6761-nucleotide messenger RNA. It is a transcript of the gene FZD5, whose product is annotated as frizzled class receptor 5. NCBI's taxonomy places the organism in Eukaryota, Metazoa, Chordata, Mammalia, Primates, Cebidae. Gene Ontology annotation, cellular component: plasma membrane. The record is from RefSeq and is a predicted model, not a curated record. Gene Ontology annotation, biological process: non-canonical Wnt signaling pathway; canonical Wnt signaling pathway. Gene Ontology annotation, molecular function: Wnt-protein binding; Wnt receptor activity.